Molecule: messenger RNA, 1855 nt
Organism: Saccostrea cuccullata (small rock oyster)
Lineage: Eukaryota; Metazoa; Mollusca; Bivalvia; Ostreida; Ostreidae
Exons: 2
Coding region: 1-1701 (566 amino acids)
Source: RefSeq, a predicted model, not a curated record
AUGUCUUCUUAUCCUCAAACAUCUUCCCAGUAUUCUCAACACCCACCGAUGUCCUCUUAUCCACCAACUUCUUCCCAGUAUUCUCAUCAUCCACCGAUGUCCUCUUACCCACCAACAUCUUCCCAGUAUUCUCAACACCCACCGAUGUCCUCUUACCCAUCAACAUCUUCCCAGUAUUCUCAACAUCCACCGAUGUCUUCUUAUCCUCCAACAUCUUCCCAGUAUUCUCAACAACCAUCGAUGUCCUCUUAUCCACCAACUUCUUCCCAGUAUUCUCAACAUCCACCGAUGUCCUCUUACCCACCAUCAUCUUCCCAGUAUUCUCAACACCCAUCGAUGUCCUCUUAUCCUCCAACUUCUUCCCAGUAUUCUCAACACCCACCGAUGUCUUCUUAUCCUCCAACUUCUUCCCAGUAUUCUCAAUACCCACCAAUGUCUUCUUAUCCACCAACAUCAUCCCAGUAUUCUCAACAACCACCGAUGUCCUCUUAUCCACCAACUUCUUCCCAGUAUUCUCAACAACCACCGAUGUCCUCUUAUCCUCCAACAUCUUCCCAGUAUUCACAACACCCACAGAUAUCCUCUUAUCCACCAAUAUCUUCCCAGUAUUCUCAGUACCCACCGAUGUCUUCUUAUCCUCUAACUUCUUCCCAGUAUUCUCAGUACCCACCGAUGUCUUCUUACCCACCAACAUCUUCCCAGUAUUCUCAACACCAACAGAUAUCCUCUUAUCCACCAACAUCUUCCCAGUAUUCUCAACACCCACCGAUGUCCUCUUACCCAUCAACAUCUUCCCAGUAUUCCCAAUAUCCAACAAUGUCGUCUUAUCCUCCAGCUUCCUCGCAGUAUUCGCAAUAUUCAUCAAUAUCCUCCCAUUCUCAAUUCCCAACGUCGUCUUCACAAUAUUCUCAAUACCAAUCAUUUUCUUCUAAUCCUCCCUUAUCUUCACAGAAUUCAGUUUACCAGUCGUAUACUCCUACAUCUUCACAAUAUUCUCAAUAUUCUACAAUGUCUUCAGCAUCUGUGCAAUCAAUGCCAGCUUCUACAGGUAUCACAUCCCAGCAAAUGACUACACAAGGCAUGCAAACGUCAACACAAGCUUCUAUUGGACAGACAACAACAGCUGGUGGACACCCGGCAACUUCAGCUGGGCAGAGCACAACAUCGCCUCCAGUAGGACAAACCACAACAUCCUUUUCAGCUGGACAGACUACAACAUCGUCUUCAGCUGGACAGACAACAACAGCUGGUGGACACCCGGCAACUUCAGCUGGGCAGAGUACAACAUCGUCCCCAGCGGGACAGACCACAACAUCGUCUUCAGCUGGACAGACCACUACAUCUUCUUCAGCAGGACAGACCACAACAUCUUCUUCAGCGGGACAGACCACAACAUCGCCUCCAGCUGGACAGACCACAACUUCUUCAGCGGGACAGACCACAACAUCUUCUUCAGCUGGACAGACCACAACAUCUUCUUCAGCGGGACAGACCACAACAUCUUCUUCAGCUGGACAGACUACAACAUCUUCUUCAGCGGGACAGACAACAACAUCAAGUAAUUGUCAGCCAGGAUCUGGGUCUUGUAUCGUGCAAAUGGAUUCUUUGGGUGCUGGAGCGGAUUCAAGAAUGGAAUCACGCCUGAUGUAUGUGCUGUUCAGCGUUUUUGCCAGUGCCGUUUGUUUCAUUUUAUUGUAUUAGUAUAAGGUUUCUGAGUCUCCUAGGAGAUAAAUCAACUGAAACUUAAAAUAGUAGUGUGUUGAGUCAGCUCUUAAUAUAUGAAGCUGAGAAGAAAGUACUUAAUAAUUAUGUAAUGAGAUGACGAUUACUUUCAAUCCGAGAAAGAAAUAUUUAU